GAAGUAAUUGAGUAUUUUAAAUGUCAGCUACGUGAAGACCCCAAUGUUGCAACUGCUGUGGCUGCGAUCAGAACCUUGCUGGAGUUUCUGAAGAAAGAUAAAGGUGAAACUAUUCAAGGUCUAAUUGGGAGUCUGAAAAAUGCAAUUGAAACCCUCUCUAAAGCAGACUCCUCUGUGGCUGUUUCUUCUGGAGGAGAACUCUUCUUGAGAUUUAUCACUCUCACUUCUGAGCUGGAACAUUCAACUUAUGCUUUAUGCAAACAAAUGAUGAGUGAGCGUGGGGAACUCUUCCUAAAGAGAAUCUCUCUGUCCAGGGAUAAAAUCACCAAACUCUGCUGUCCAUUUAUAAAAGAUGGAGCUAAAAUUCUGACCCAUGCAUACUCCAGGGUGGUCCUGAAGGUUUUGGAAGAAGCUGCUGCUGCCAACAAGCGCUUCAGUGUUUAUGUCACAGAAUCACAGCCAGACCUCUCAGGGAGAAUGAUGGCAGAUGCUCUGCAGAAUAUUAAUGUCCCAGUCACAGUGAUUUUGGAUGCUGCAAUUGGUUAUAUCAUGGAAAAAGUAGACCUGGUGAUUGUAGGAGCGGAAGGAGUCGUGGAGAGCGGAGGAAUUAUUAACAAGAUUGGUACAAAUCAGAUGGCAGUGUGUGCAAAAGCUCAGAAUAAACCAUUCUACGUGGUAGCCGAAAGCUUCAAGUUUGUUCGUUUGUUUCCACUAAAUCAGACUGACGUCCCAGACAAAUUUAAGUACAAAGCAGAUACACAACAGCAAAAAAAGGACCUAAUGAAAGAGCACCCCUGGAUAGACUAUACCUCCCCUUCCCUAAUUACACUGCUCUUCACAGACCUGGGAGUCCUGACCCCUUCUGCAAUCAGUGAUGAACUCAUUAAACUAUACUUAUAA
Molecule: messenger RNA, 900 nt
Organism: Staurois parvus
Lineage: Eukaryota; Metazoa; Chordata; Amphibia; Anura; Ranidae
Source: the annotation of a GenBank genome assembly